AAAAUGGAUUUAUUUGCCCGAAAAAACACCUUUCCGGGAGAGAUGCCGCGGAACCGGGCCUUCUCCGAGCCGGAGUACUCGGCCGAGUAUUCGGCGGACUACUCAGUGAGCCUGCCUUCGGACCCGGAGCACGGAGUCGGCCGGACGCAUGAAGUCACGGUGCGGAGCUCGGGCUGCUGCCUCUGCCUGCCGCGGUUCAUGCGGCUCACCUUCGCGCCCGAGUCGCUGGAGAACCUCUACCAGACCUACUUUCGCCGGCAACGCCACGAGACGCUCCUGGUCCUGGUCGUGUUCGCCGCCCUCUUUGACUGCUACGUGAUCGUCAUGUGCGCUGUGGUCUACACCCAAGACAAGCUGGCGUCCACCUUGGUGGCCGCCGUCGGGCUCCUGGCCCACCUCUUGCUGUUCGUCCUAUGCAAGUUUGGGCUGUUACCGGAUCGUAUCUCACGCAAGUUCGUCCCCUACAUCCUGUGGAUAUUGAUCGCCGCGCAGAUCUUCUCCUACCUGGGCCUCAAUUUCGCCCACUUCCACGAAGCCAGCGACACGGUCGGCUGGCAAGCCUUCUUUGUGUUCUCGUUCUUCAUCACCUUGCCCCUUCGCCUUACGCCCAUCGUCCUCAUCACCACCGUGUCCUGUGGAAUACACACCCUGGUACUGGGAGUAACCAUCGCCCAACAGCAGCAAGGAUCCAUAGACACCAACGCUCUGCUACGUCAGGUCCUGUCCAAUAUAGCCAUCUACCUGUGCACAAUCACUGUCGGCAUCAUGUCCUACUACAUGGCGGAUCGCAAGCACCGAAAAGCCUUUCUGGAAGCACGCCAGUCUUUGGAGGUCAAACUCAACCUGGAAGAACAAAGCCAACAGCAGGAGAGACUCCUCCUCUCCAUUCUUCCCAAACACAUCGCUGAUGAGAUGCUGAAAGACAUGAAGAAGGACCAGCAGCAGAAGGAGCUCCAGCAGUUCAACACCAUGUACAUGUACCGCCAUGAAAACGUCAGCAUACUCUUUGCAGACAUCGUGGGCUUCACUCAGCUGUCCUCUUACUGCAGCGCUCAGGAGCUGGUCAAACUGUUAAAUGAGCUUUUUGCGCGAUUCGACAAGCUUGCAGCGAAAUAUCACCAGCUGAGGAUUAAGAUCCUAGGCGACUGUUAUUACUGCAUCUGCGGCCUCCCCGAUUACAGAGAGGAUCACGCCUACUCCUCCAUCAUGAUGGGUCUGGCCAUGGUGGACGCCAUAUCAUAUGUCAGAGAGAAGACCAAAACAGACGUGGACAUGCGUGUGGGAGUUCAUACGGGUACCGUCAUCGGAGGGGUCCUCGGCCAGAAGCGUUGGCAGUACGAUGUGUGGUCCACGGACGUCACCUUAGCUAACAAGAUGGAGGCUGGGGGCAUUCCGGGCCGCGUGCACAUCUCUCAGAGCACCUUUGACUGUCUGAAGGGGGAGUUUGAAGUGGAGCCGGGGGAAGGAGGCACAAGGUGUGACUACCUGAGAGAAAAGGGUAUCGUCACUUACCUGGUUGUCCUACCAAAGCAGCCAGUCAAUAAGAAUGGCAUCAAUGGACUGUCACUGACAUCAUCACAUGGAAAUUCCCCACAGCUGAUCAACACCAAAGAAUGUAACGGAAGUAUCCACACGACGUGUACUACGCCCGAUGAGAACGAGGAGCUGGACACCAGAGUAGUGAACCCAUCCUUCCCCAACCCCCGCAGACGGCUCCGCCUCCGAGACCUGGCCGAGAGGGUCAUCGACGCCCAACAGAACGAGCAAGAGCUGAACAAGCUGCUGAAUGAGGCCCUCCUGGAGAGAGAGACCGUGCAAGUCUUGAAAGGGAAGUACACCUACCGCCUGUCCAUGAGGUUCAUCAACCCGGAGAUGGAGACCCGAUUCUCGGUGGAGAAGGAGAAGCAGAGCGGGGCUGCCUUUAGCUGUUCCUGCGUGGUUUUGUUCUUUACUGCUGUUGUUCAGAUGCUGAUCGAUCCCAUGCUAGUGGCCAACUACGUGACUUUUGUCAUCGGUGAAAUCCUUCUCCUUGUUCUUACCAUCUGCUCAUUGGCUGCCAUAUUUCCCAGGGUCUUCCCAAAAAAGCUAGUUGCCUUUUCCACUUGGAUCGACAGGACCAGGUGGGCGAGAAACACUUGGGCCAUGUCGGCCAUAUUUAUCCUCACCAUGGCGGAUAUUGUGGAUAUGCUCAGCUGCCUUCAGUACUACGCCACCGCUUACAACGCAACCUUGCAGUCCACGGACGCCUGGGGCUGCGUGGAGAACCCCAAAUAUUACAGCUACAUCGCGGUCCUGGCCCUUAUUGCCACCAUCAUGUUGGUGCAGGUCAGUCACAUGGUCAAGCUGACGCUCAUGCUGAUGAUCAGCGUCGCAGUGGGAGUGGUGAACAUUUACGCCUGGAGGCCGAUUUUCGACGAGUACGACAGAAAGCGCUUCAACGGCUAUAACCUUUGUUUACCGUGCGUGCAAUCUGUGGAAGUCUUAUAUGGAAGCUGUUUUUUUGUCUCUUCACACAGAUCAAACCUGGUUCCUUCCAAAUAUUCCAUGACAGUAAUGAUCUUCAUCAUGAUGAUCAGCUUCUACUACUUCGCCCGCCAUGUGGAGAAGUUGGCCAGGACAUUGUUCCUGUGGAAGAUCGACGUCCAUGAGCAAAAGGAGAAAGUGUACGAUAUGAGGCGGUGGAAUGAGGCUCUGGUCACUAACAUGCUGCCGGAACACGUGGCACGACACUUCCUAGGCUCCAAGAAGAGGGAUGAGGAGCUGUACAGCCAGUCGUAUGAUGAGAUCGGGGUAAUGUUCGCUUCCAUCCCAAACUUCUCCGACUUUUACACCGAAGAGAGCAUCAACAAUGGCGGCAUCGAGUGUCUGAGGUUCCUCAAUGAGAUCAUCUCAGAUUUUGAUGCGCUGUUGGAUGAGCAACAGUUUCGCUGUAUCACGAAGAUUAAGACCAUCGGUAGCACCUACAUGGCUGCAUCUGGCGUCACUCCAGACCCAAACACAAAUGGAUUCAACAACACCAUCAAGGAGGAAAUCUCUGAUAAGGAGCGCUGGCAGCACCUGGCAGACCUGGCAGACUUCGCCCUGGCCAUGAAGGUGACAUUGAUGAAUAUUAACUACCAGUCGUUCAACAACUUCAUGCUUCGGAUAGGACUGAACAAAGGGGGCGUCUUGGCCGGUGUGAUCGGAGCUCGCAAGCCACAUUACGACAUUUGGGGGAAUACAGUGAAUGUGGCCAGCAGAAUGGAGUCCACUGGAGUCAUGGGAAAUAUACAGGUUGUAGAGGACACACACGACAUCCUGAAGGAGUACGGCUUCCGCUUCGUGAGAAGGGGCCCGAUCUACGUGAAAGGCAAAGGCGAGCUGCUGACCUUUUUCCUGAAAGGACGGGACAAGCAAGGCUCUUUCAUCAACGGCUCGUCCGUCACUCUGCCCCACCAGGUGGUGGAGAACUCUUGAUGAGCCCAACGUGUACGGUCAAGCAGCAAUCUCCCAGACACCCACCACGAAGUCCGAGCAGACUGACGCCACCAAGCCCAGAGGUCCUUCUCCGGAGCUUACCCUAAAA
This is a messenger RNA of Nanorana parkeri, 3565 nucleotides long. RefSeq names its product adenylate cyclase 3 (gene ADCY3). The transcript has 22 exons. Gene Ontology annotation, molecular function: adenylate cyclase activity. Bases 4 to 3456 code for a protein of 1150 amino acids. Gene Ontology annotation, biological process: cAMP biosynthetic process; adenylate cyclase-activating G protein-coupled receptor signaling pathway; intracellular signal transduction. The record is from RefSeq and is a predicted model, not a curated record. Gene Ontology annotation, cellular component: plasma membrane. Lineage: Eukaryota; Metazoa; Chordata; Amphibia; Anura; Dicroglossidae.